This is a messenger RNA of Propithecus coquereli (Coquerel's sifaka), 2281 nucleotides long. It is a transcript of the gene BOP1, whose product is annotated as block of proliferation 1. NCBI's taxonomy places the organism in Eukaryota, Metazoa, Chordata, Mammalia, Primates, Indriidae. Gene Ontology annotation, cellular component: preribosome, large subunit precursor; PeBoW complex. The record is from RefSeq and is a predicted model, not a curated record. Gene Ontology annotation, molecular function: ribonucleoprotein complex binding; protein binding. The transcript has 16 exons. Gene Ontology annotation, biological process: maturation of LSU-rRNA from tricistronic rRNA transcript (SSU-rRNA, 5.8S rRNA, LSU-rRNA); ribosome biogenesis. The coding region runs from base 41 to 2203 and encodes 720 amino acids.
GCGGAGCUCUGGGUGCGUGGAGGCAACCGCGGGCUGCGGCAUGAAGCGGCGGCCGGAGCCUGAGCAGGAGCCGGAGCCACAGCUGGAGGAGCCCUCUCUCUGCAGCUCUGCUCCCAGCCAUGGAGAUGGCACGGAUUCUAGCCUUUCUGACAGUGAAGAGAGUGUAUUCUCAGGCCUGGAAGAUUCUGGCAGUGACAGUAAUGAGGACGAUGGUCACGAUGACGUCGAGGGCCACAGCGGGACAGAGAAGAUCACUGGGGAGCAGGCACAGGCCGGCCCCCCUUACCUGAGGACAGAGGUGGUGAGAGCACAGAGCGGGGAUGAGUAUGCUAAAGACAGCUCUGAUGAGGAGGACAUCCGGAAUACGGUGGGCAAUGUGCCCCUGGAGUGGUAUGAGGACUUCCCCCACGUGGGCUACGACCUGGACGGCAGGCGCAUCUACAAGCCCCUACGGACCCGGGACGAGCUGGACCAAUUUCUGGACAAGAUAGAUGACCCUGACUACUGGCGUACUGUGCAGGACCGGAUGACAGGGCGUGACCUGAGGCUGACUGACCAGCAGGUGGCCCUGGUGUGGCGGCUGCAGAGGGGCCAGUUUGGGGAUGAGAGCUUUGAUCCAUAUGAGCCAGCCGUGGACUUCUUCAGUGGGGACAUCAUGAUUCACCCGGUGACCAACCGCCCAGCUGACAAGCGCAGCUUCAUCCCAUCCCUGGUGGAGAAGGAGAAGGUCUCUCGCAUGGUGCAUGCCAUCAAGAUGGGCUGGAUUCAGCCCCGCCGGCCCCGAGACCCUACCCCCAGCUUCUAUGACCUAUGGGCCCAGGAGGACCCCCAUGCCGUGCUGGGGCGCCACAAGAUGCACGUACCUGCCCCCAAGCUGGCCCUGCCUGGCCAUGCCGAGUCCUACAAUCCACCUCCCGAAUUCCUGCUCAGCGAGAAGGAGCGCUUGGUGUGGGAGCAGGAGGAGCCAGGUGAGAGGAAGCCAAGCUUUCUGCCACGACGGUUCCCGAGUCUGCGGGCCGUGCCUGCAUACAGCCGCUUCAUCCAGGAGCGCUUUGAGCGCUGCCUCGAUCUGUACCUGUGCCCACGACAGCGCAAGAUGAGGGUCAAUGUGGACCCCGAAGACCUCAUUCCCAGACUGCCGCGGCCACGGGACCUGCAGCCCUUCCCCACGUGCCAGGCCCUGGUCUACAGGGGCCACAGCGAUCUCAUCCGCUGCCUCAGUGUCUCCCCAGGGGGCCAGUGGUUGGCUUCAGGCUCAGAUGACGGCUCCUUGCGACUAUGGGAGGUGGUCACUGCCCGCUGUGUGAGGACUGUGCCCAUGGGGGGUGUGGUGAAGAGUGUCGCCUGGAACCCCAACCCCACCAUCUGCCUUGUGGCUGCAGCUGUAGAGGAUGCAGUGCUGCUGCUGAAUCCCGCCCUGGGGGACCGACUGGUGGUGGGCAGCACAGACCAGCUGCUGAGUGCCUUCGAGCUGCCCCAGGAGCCUGCCCUGCAGCCCGCCCACUGGUUGGAGGCCUCGGAGGAGGAGCGCCAGGGGGGCCUGCGGCUGCGCAUCUGCCAUGGCAAGCCAGUAACGCAGGUGACCUGGCACGGGCGUGGGGACUACUUGGCUGCAGUGCUGGCCACCCCAGGCCACACCCAGGUGCUGAUCCACCAGCUGAGCCGGCGCCGCAGCCAGACCCCGUUCCGCCGCAGCCACGGACAGGUGCAGUGCGUAGCCUUUCACCCUUCCCGGCCCUUUCUGCUUGUGGCCUCCCAGCGCAGUGUCCGCCUUUACCACCUGCUGCGCCAGGAGCUCACCAAGAAGCUGAUGCCCAACUGCAAGUGGGUGUCCAGCCUGGCCGUGCACCCUGCAGGUGACAACAUCAUCUGUGGGAGCUAUGACAGCAAGCUGGUGUGGUUCGAUCUGGAUCUCUCUACCAAGCCGUAUAAGGUGCUGAGGCACCACAAGAAGGCCUUGCGGGCUGUGGCCUUCCACCCCCGGUACCCACUCUUUGCAUCUGGCUCAGACGACGGCAGUGUCAUUGUCUGCCAUGGCAUGGUGUACAACGACCUGCUGCAGAACCCGCUGCUGGUGCCUGUCAAGGUGCUGAAGGGGCAUGCGCUGACCCGAGACCUGGGUGUGCUGGAUGUCGCCUUCCACCCCUCCCAGCCGUGGAUCUUCUCCUCGGGGGCCGAUGGGACCAUCCGUCUCUUCAGCUAGUGGCCUAUCCUUCCUCUCGGCGGCCACGGCUGAGGCGUGUGGGUCUGGGAGGCUGGGUGUACCCAGAUCUUCAAUAGA